This is a messenger RNA of Hipposideros armiger (great roundleaf bat), 543 nucleotides long. It is a transcript of the gene DAPL1, whose product is annotated as death associated protein like 1. The record is from RefSeq and is a predicted model, not a curated record. Gene Ontology annotation, molecular function: death domain binding. The transcript is spliced from 4 exons. Bases 53 to 376 code for a protein of 107 amino acids. Lineage: Eukaryota; Metazoa; Chordata; Mammalia; Chiroptera; Hipposideridae. Gene Ontology annotation, biological process: cellular response to amino acid starvation; negative regulation of autophagy; apoptotic signaling pathway.
GGCACUCAGCCUCCAGAGCACCAGCACCAGCACCGGCACUGGCACGCACGCGAUGGCAAGUGAGGUGCAAGUCCUACCCUCCCCGCUAAAAGGGGGGCAUCCUCCUGCAGUAAAAGCUGGAGGAAUGCGAAUUUCCAAAAAACAAGAAAUUGGUGUCUUGGAGAGACAUACCAGAAAAACAGGAUUAGAGAAAACAAGUGUCAUUGCAAAUGUUGCCAAAAUACAGAUGAUGGAUGCUCUGAAUGACACGCUGGAGAAGCUCAGCCAUAAAUUUCCAGCAGUAGUGCACGUGGCACAUCAAAAACCCAGACCUGCUCUGGAAAAGGUCACUCCACUGAAAAGGAUCUACAUGAUUCAACAGCCUCGAAAAUGUUAAGCUGGGACGUAAAACACAGCCAUCUGGCCAACUGCCUCGAACAUCUGACAGCUUAGCACAAGGACCAAAAGUUUCCAUAGGCCUAGUGCACUAGCUUGGUAAAUAAAGCAGCUUUUAUAUCUUCUCUUUCGACUUUAGAUAAUAAAGCAUCUGAAAUUGUAAAUCCA